AUGAAGUCCUCCACACCCCCUCCUUACUUCUCAUCAGAGUUGUCGAAUUCGACUCCGGAGCAGGAUGAACACGAAUAUCCUAUUGUUAUCUCAACGAGCCUUUUUAGAAAUUUACGAUUAAUAUACUCACAUGAAUUUCAACCUGUCUGCAAGUGGAGGUGUUUCUGCGGAACGACAAAAUUACGGUUCUUAAUUGUAUUUUUACGGCAUCUUCAAGGUUUGAUGUUGAUCUUUGAAGCAGAACAAACUGGCAGUUGUAGAUUUCUAUACGCAGAGAGAACAGAAAUCUUCAAGACGCAAUUCGCGGCGAAGUGGAUAUUUCACACGGAAGAUUUUUAUUAACGACAUCAAACGCGGAUAUAUCCACUCGAUUUUGAUUACAGCGGGCUAGAUCUAAACUAAAAUUGAAAAAUUCUAAAUAUUGAAAGAUGAAUGUGAAAAUAUUUAUAUAUAAUGACGUUUACGGCACGCGUUUAAGCACCAACAUGGAUUGAUGUCGGAUGAACACCAUAUCGAUAUACAGGAUAAUUAGUGUCUAGUAGCUGUAGAGACCGUACGUACGCGUGAAACAAAGAAGGGCAAUAUAGAUAUGACUUUCCGGCGGCCUCAGAGCUUUGGAAGCAAAAAAGUAACGAACAUGUGAAUAUCAUAGACCGGGUUUUGUAUGUAGUAACGUGUAUGCUUUUUGUAGUCGAUGUGAAUGGACGAAUGAUACAUGUAAGUCCUAGAAGAUAUUCUUAGUCGUUUUCGAUUCAAGUCUUUCUUUUGAAAUGUACACGACGGUCCUUCUUAUUUCUAGGAUCCUGUAUAGUAGCAUCUAGUUUUGUCCUCUUUUGAUCAUGUUUCAUCUGAAUCUUGUGGAGUCUUCUGUGGAUCCCACCACGACCUGGAAGACGAACUAUGACAUGUUGUGCAUCUUCAAAUUAGUAGAAUUUCGAUGUAAACUAUAGCGAUUUGGUGGACUGAAUCGAAGUAUUGCAUUUGCAUAGGCACAUCCAUUGUCAUCUUGUUGUUUCAU
Molecule: messenger RNA, 1018 nt
Organism: Amoebophrya sp. A25
Lineage: Eukaryota; Dinophyceae; Syndiniales; Amoebophryaceae
Source: the annotation of a GenBank genome assembly